CCCCCCCCCCGGCGCGCUUCCAACGAGCCACUUUUUUUGUUCUCCACACUCGAAUCCAGUAAAAAAAACACCAUGGGCGCUUUAAAUCUGAUUCCGCUCUUCAUCCUCUUCGCUGUAGUUGCGGGGUUGGGUUGGGUGGGAUAUCAAAUCUUCCUCUACUCCGAAGAGCUAGCCGAGCGCGGCACGAAGCACAUGGAGAAGAAAAACGUCGUCUUCACCAAAGACGGGGCUAAAGUCGGGGUUAGGGAGCUGAAUGCGGAGAAGUAUACGGAUAGGACGCAGAAGGCGUUUGUGAAGACAUGGAAUGCGGCGACGGAGAAGAGUGGAAGUGGGUCGUCGAGGAGGUUGACGAAGUAGAUUGGGUGUGGUUUUUGGGUUAUUGGGAAGGGCGGUUGUUUAACUUGUCCAUUUGACUGGGGGAGAAGGAAGCAGGAGGUUAUUUGAUGAUGAGCUGGGGGAAUAUGUGGGAUUUUUCUUUUGGGGAUAUGGGAAUGAGAAGAUGAACAUGAAGUCUCUCUGUUUUUUUUAGCUCUUCUUUCAAUGCUCUUUGAGAUAAUAAAUUGAGUAUCAUUACGGCAACUUUGGUAUUA
Molecule: messenger RNA, 590 nt
Organism: Bipolaris sorokiniana ND90Pr
Lineage: Eukaryota; Fungi; Ascomycota; Dothideomycetes; Pleosporales; Pleosporaceae
Exons: 3
Coding region: 73-357 (94 amino acids)
Source: RefSeq, a predicted model, not a curated record